Messenger RNA from Sclerotinia sclerotiorum 1980 UF-70, 150 nucleotides. RefSeq lists its product with no specific name. Bases 1 to 150 code for a protein of 49 amino acids. The transcript is spliced from 2 exons. The record is from RefSeq and is a predicted model, not a curated record. NCBI's taxonomy places the organism in Eukaryota, Fungi, Ascomycota, Leotiomycetes, Helotiales, Sclerotiniaceae.
AUGGAACGUUACCUCGUGGCAUUUCUAGAUUUUUUAGUUUACGGUAUGAGAAGAGUAGAAUUAAGAAAUAAUGCGAUCGAUGCCAAGGCUCGUUUGAUUAUUCUUGGAGAUUUACGAAGUACAGUACUCGAUGGAAGAUGCUAUUUAUAG